This is a messenger RNA of Prorocentrum cordatum, 1923 nucleotides long. The record is from the annotation of a GenBank genome assembly. NCBI's taxonomy places the organism in Eukaryota, Dinophyceae, Prorocentrales, Prorocentraceae.
AUGCAGUACAACGAGCAGCUCGGUCGCAUCAUGUCAACGGUAGCUCCCGCUGGUGCAAAGCUACGGCCACAGCGGAAACGGCCACGGAUCGACGCGCUUCCGUUGGACGAUGGCAUGCCAGAGGGGCCAGUGGCAGACGAGCCUGAGGAUCCAGACGCUGACGACGACCGCCGCCACGCCACCGCUAGUUACAAGCUCAACAUGCGGGAGUUCCGCGACGUGCUCCGUCGCGAAAAGCAAACGCGCCGCGAGUUGGCGUCCAAGCAGGUCGAGAUCGAGAAGGAGGUCAAGGCUGGCUCGCCCGACCCAGCGACACUUGCAGCUACCGCGAGGUCGUGGCGCCUGAUGGGCGCAGAGCAGCAGGCGCAUUUCCAGGCGGAGCGCGCCCAUUCCCACUCUGCGUUCGUCACCCUUGACUUGUCCACCGAUGAGGCGUUGGAGGCCGCCGGCGAAGCUGCUGCUGAAUUUACGCAGGAGGCAGCACCGCAAGAGUGGAGGCGCCUCCGCGCGCAGAUCAUGACAUCGCGCGUUGAGAAACUCGGGAAGGUACUGGCCAGUCGUACACCGUGUUUCGAGGCUGGCUAUUGUGUGUGCCAAGGCGACCUCGGAAAACUCAUGAGACUGUUCGUGGCCCGCUUCCGCGCUGCUCUUCGUGGCUUGAAGGCAGCGCUCGGCACGAAGAAGCACUUCAAGCUGCUCGUGAGCGACGUCCCGAUGCUGGUUGUUAAGGUCGAGGCUGUGAAUGGCGCUGGGGAGAACCUUGGAUCUGACCUGUGGCUGCACGUCAGUAAGUAUCGUGAACUACCAACGUUGUACCCUACCUUCUGCAAUAUGAUUCGUCUCCCUGCUGAAGACCGCCAUGACUUAAUUGGCGCGGCGCCAGUCCAGGACGGCAGGGCCCCAGACUUCGUCGACAUUUGGGCGGUGUGCCGUCGCUUGCUGCCCUUGGACGAUUCGUUGAACCUCGUGUUCUACAAGCUCGUUGGGCAACCGCAUGUACGAGUUCUCAGGGUAACACCGUCACGGCAAAGGGUUCAUCGACUGCAUGUGGAGGGGAGCGCGUACCCAGCCAUCGCCAUCUGGGACGGCGCGGAGGCCGAGGUGUACAAGCUUGACGAAGCCGAGAAAGCUGCCAGGGUGGUCGUGCAUGGCUUGGACCGCGGCGUCGACGACGAGCAGCAGCUUGCAGCGGCCACCGAACCUGAAUGCGCAGCAGAUGACGAUGAUGCCGCGCCCCAGCAUGGAUUCCAUUCCGCCUGUGGUUCCUCGGCAGCGCUAUUCAUGGACAGCGACGCGGACACUGACCGCGACCUGUCCGAAGAGAUGCUGGGUGACAACAUUGCGGAUGACAUCGGGUCCGUGCCACCGGAUGUUGAUUUGGAAGAACACCUUGACCAACAGUUGUGCCAGUUCUCGAAGCCACCGUCUCCAUGUCCAGGCAGCCCUGUCUCGGUGUCGGGCGACGUGCCGAUAGAGCCGAGCGCGCCCUCCAGUGGACCUGGUCAUGUCAGGGCUCCGCGUGAGCUCAAGUGGAACAGUAACGCCAUCACCGUCAACACUGACCAUGGGACCAUCAAGCAUUACAGGGUGACGAAGCGCUUGAUAGCAGAGCUGCCGCUCGCAGUGUUCAAGGUGAGAACUACACAGGAGAGGUCGUGCCACGCAUCUUUACAUCGUUGCAAGGGGAGGCCGAUCGGCUACUUGAUGGCGUGGCUGAUGUUCCCGAACGUGGAGAGUGGGCGAGGUCGCCAUGUCCGAGGGUUCCUGGCGAGCCUCGACUUUCGAAAGAGAUGCAGGGAUAUGUUCAAAGCGAUCGGUGGUCCCGAGGUCGAGUUCAUUUUGAACCAUGGUGAGCGCGAGCUUCAGCCUGGCGAGCCAGAGGAGCCCGAGCGGUCAGCAAAUGACGAGGUCAGAGCCAGAUAG